Molecule: messenger RNA, 1543 nt
Organism: Juglans regia (Persian walnut)
Lineage: Eukaryota; Viridiplantae; Streptophyta; Magnoliopsida; Fagales; Juglandaceae
Exons: 2
Coding region: 740-955 (71 amino acids)
Source: RefSeq, a predicted model, not a curated record
UUUAUACGGAUGUUUUGGGGGGUGAAACUGUGGAAGUAGAACAUGUAGACCCCACAUAGAGAUAUGGAUGUCUUGGCCAGUCUUCCAUGUUCCCACUACAACAUGUGGCAAUCACAUGCCCACGGCAAAUAAAUCAAACCCUUCUCUGCUUAAUUUCGUCGCAAAAAGGCCCACAGUUUGCGGCAUCGGGUACUUGAGUAGCAUUGCUGAACCCAAGAAAGUAAUGCAGGUCCACAGAAAUUGGUGUUUGUAUGCAGUCAAACUCAGACGUACAAGAACUUUAAUUAGCAGAAUGUUAUGAAACCAAACAGUACUCACUUUUUAGUUAAGGAAGAUAUCUUAACCAAACACUUGAUGAAAAUAGAUCAUGUAUGGUCUAUAGAUAGGGACUAGGAGAGGGCAAUAAAAGAAAAGAAAUGAGAGAAGAAAUAAAGAGGAGAGGGGUAAAGGGCUUCACGUGUAUGGAGUAAGGAGGUCUGUUUGGGAGCGUGCGCCAUGUGCUUGUGUACAGUGGGCAACCUUUUUCCAUGAUGAGAUAAGAAAUUAAAAAAGUAGUGAUGUUCCUCUCAUCUAAAAGCUCAUCUCACGGAUCUUGCCUCUCUCUCUCCUGCCUAUCCCAUCUUUCUCUAUAUAUAAAACACCCUUAGCUGUUACAGGGCCUAGAUAAUUCAGUCGUCGAGAUUUUCUAGGCUUGCAAGAAGAUACACGCCCCUCUUCCUUCCCAGAAACACCCAAUACAAUGGCUUCUUGGAAAAAAACCAUCACAACCCCAUUCAAAAAAGCCUGCACUUUCUUCAACCAGCAGCCGAGGGAUCAAAAGAAGCCACAACCAGAGAAUGAGAAUCGUGCGUCGGAUUUGCAUGGUGAAGUGAUGGCAUGCGCUUAUGAAGAUGUUCAGGUGAUGUGGUCAAUUCUGGACAAGUCCAAGUCCACAUCCUGCAAUAUUACUUCUUGAUAUAUUAACCCAAAGCCUCCACCCCCAAGGAAAUUAAAAACCAGAAAUACAAAAACAAUGAAGUUUGCCCUUGCCCGCCUCAGCUGUCAGCAAAUAGUUAUGAUAUGGAAUUUUAAGAAUCAUGGUUUCAUCAUACUGGCUCUAUUUAUCCGGAUCUGGUAUGCAUGUGAGACUUUUGUGUAUAUAUGCCAGGACGAAGGAAACCCAAGAAGAAAAAUGGGGUCACAGAAAGAAAGAAAGAAAGAAAAAACUGGAGGGGGUGGAGGGGAAGGGUGUUAUGGCAAAAUUAAUGCAAUGCCUUAUGCCCCUAUACAUUUGAUGCUGGUGGCAGUUUGACUCUUCUUGUUUUUGUUUUUUUUUUUUUCUCAGCAUGUAUUUUCUUUUUAUAGGGAAUCCCCGUGAUGCAUGAUUAACAUCAUGGUGAGAUUUUUAGUAGACAUUCAGAUUUGCCAAGGAAAAAAAGAAAAGAAAUUCAAAUUUUUCCUUAUGACCUGCCUUCAUUUAGUUAUUUAUUGCGUGCUGCCACUUAUUGUGUUUGCUGUCACCAAGUUGAUACCACGAUAGCUUUUGUAUAUUUCACACCUCAUC